This is a messenger RNA of Amyelois transitella, 1704 nucleotides long. RefSeq names its product gustatory receptor 5a for trehalose. Bases 310 to 1644 code for a protein of 444 amino acids. Lineage: Eukaryota; Metazoa; Arthropoda; Insecta; Lepidoptera; Pyralidae. Gene Ontology annotation, cellular component: membrane. Gene Ontology annotation, biological process: sensory perception of chemical stimulus; detection of chemical stimulus involved in sensory perception of taste. The record is from RefSeq and is a predicted model, not a curated record. The transcript has 11 exons. Gene Ontology annotation, molecular function: taste receptor activity.
ACGACUUCGAAAUAUGUAUGAGCUAUCAUAAUUGUUAGCAAUCAGUGAUAAAUUCGUGUUUCUCUUUUAUACGAAAGUGCAGUGGAGUUCAAAGUGAAUACAGUUGUUUUUCAGUGCAUAAAGUGGUAUCUGUAUCUGAUUGCCACAUUUUCACUGAACCAUUUUCUAUCAAGUAUAUAUUGUGUAAGAAGAUGUUAUAUGUGAAGAUUAGUGUAGUGAAGACUAUUAUAGAUUAGGUAACUUAUUAAAAUAAAAUAUAUGUAUAAGUAUAAUUUAUUGUUGAGAAGUGUAUAAUAUUGUACAAAUACAAUGAAGAAAAGAGUCGCAUUAAAUAUAAUGGAUCUUGGUUUAGCAAAGAUGAAUAACAGAAAAAUAUCCUUUCAUCCGAUUAAGAAGCAAGAAGGUGAAUACAUAGCACCCAGAAGUAUAUUUAGCGGUCAGUGCGCAACUUUCCAAGCGUCCAUGAAGCUGACAGUCACUAUAGGCCAGUGCUUCGGCCUUAACCCUGUAUUGGGGGUUAGCGAAAUGGAUCCGUCUAAACUCAGAUUUCGUGUAUGUUCAUGGAGAUUUUUCUACAGCAUCGUAUCGAUCGUUGCGCAGUUCUCAGUAGUGUUUUUAUGUUUGUUGAAGAUGUUGAGGCAGUCUGAAUCGUCCUUACCGUCUAAUACGUUCCUCGUCUUUAGCAGUACGAACUGUAUGACGACGAUUCUUUUCUUGCGCCUUUCAAGAAAAUGGCCACGGCUGAGUCAGCAAAUCUCCAAGACUGAGGCCGUUGACCCCAAUAUGGACUCCACGUUAGUAAGGAGGUGUAAUGCAUGCUGUAUAACAAUAUUGACAUUAGCGUUAAUUGAGCAUUUGCUGUCAGAUUUAUCAUCCGCCGCCGUGUCUAUGGACUGCGAGAACAAAGGUUAUGAAGGCUUUAUCAUGCAGAGCUUUCCCUGGAUUUUCGAUGUUUUGCCGUAUAACAACGUUUUUGGAUUUAUAUCUCAGCUGAUCAACAUCCAAUGUGCAUUUAACUGGAACUUCGCCGACGUAUUUGUGAUAUGCGUCAGCAUGUACCUGACGUCAAGGCUGGGCCAAGUGAACCACAGAGUGCGGGCUGUCAGAGGCAAGCAUGUUCCGCCGAUAGUGUGGAGGACUUUGAGAGAGGACUAUUCUCGUAUCACGAAAAUGGUUCGACGAGUGGACGAUGUUAUUGGAGAAAUCAUAUUCAUAUCGUUCGCGAACAACCUGUUUUUUAUAUGCCUUCAGUUGCUUCAUACACUUGCGGAGGGUAUAAGAGCCACUCCGACAUGUCAUGAACCAGACCGCAGACCUCUCCAAGGUUACGAGCAUGCAGUAUAUUUCGUGUUCUCCUUUAUAUUCCUUGUCUCUCGGUCUUUGAGCGUCUCCCUCAUAGCUUCUAAAGUACAUUCAGCUAGCAAGGAACCAGCGAAUGCAUUGUACGAUGUGCCUUCUGACGCAUAUUGUAUCGAGGUGCAAAGAUUUCUGAAUCAAAUACACGGUGAUACAGUUGCAUUAAGUGGAAUACAUUUUUUCAAUGUUACUCGUGGAUUAGUUUUGACUAUAGCUGGUACUAUAGUAACUUAUGAACUGGUUUUGAUGCAGUUCGCCGGAGUCACUCCAACCGCUGCUCCAACUUAAGCAUUAUGUUAGUAUGUUUGUAAAUUAAAAUUAAAUUAAUUAAUUAACAUAGACAAUUCU